AACGUAGCCUUGGUGGAUGACGUACAAGGAAACGGGCUCCUGAGGAGACUGAAUGAACCUGCUUUUCUCGCUCGUUUCUGAAACAACGUCUCGUUGUACCGCUCACAGUUAUGCAGACGUGGAGUUUAGUAUCAAUUAGCGUUUUACUCGCUGUUGUGGUGAGAUGGGGAGUGUCGUUAAACUCAUAUUCAGGUGCAGGGAAACCUCCCAUGUUUGGUGACUAUGAAGCCCAAAGACACUGGCAGGAAGUGACCUACAACCUCCCUCUUCAACAAUGGUACUUCAACACCUCUGACAAUGACUUGAACUACUGGGGGCUGGACUACCCUCCUCUCACUGCCUACCACAGCUGGCUCUGUGCUUAUGUAGCAAAGAUGAUAAACCCUGAAUGGGUGGAGCUGCACAGAUCCAGAGGCUUUGAAAGUCCUGCCCACAAGUUAUUCAUGAGAACUACAGUCCUGGUGACAGAUGUGUUGAUAUACAUUCCUGCAGUUGUUUUAUACUGUUUAUACCUGACAGAUGGCUCUGCUAAGAAAAGGGUUUCCGUUCUUCUCAGCAUUCUUCUUUACCCGGGACUAAUUCUCAUUGACUAUGGCCAUUUUCAGUAUAAUGGAGUGAGCCUGGGUUUUACCCUGUGGGGGGUUCUGGCUCUGGGGCUGGGCUGGGACACUUUGGGCUCCAUGGCCUUCUCCCUAGCCCUUAACUACAAACAGAUGGAGCUGUACCAUGCGCUGCCCUUCUUCUGUUACCUUCUUGGAAAAUGUGUCAAAGCUGGGCUAGUUGGGCGUGGGUUAAUCCUGUUGGUGAGAAUUGCUGCCGCAGUGUUGGUGACCUUUGCCCUCUGCUGGCUGCCCUUCCUACCUGACACCAGUCAGGCCUUGCAGGUGGUCAGGAGGAUAUUUCCCGUGGCUCGUGGCUUGUUUGAGGAUAAGGUGGCCAACACAUGGUGCAGCCUGAACACCCUGAUAAAGAUCCGAUCCAUUCUGACAGGCGACUCUCAGCUUUACCUCAGUUUUGCCUUCACUCUCUUAGCGGCACUACCAUCCUCUAUCAGACUACUGAUAAAGCCCACCUUCUGGCACUUUAAACUGGCUUUGGUCAACUCAUCUCUGGCAUUUUUCCUUUUCUCCUAUCAAGUCCAUGAAAAGUCCAUCCUGUUGGCUGCCCUCCCAGUCUGCCUCCUCCUGAAUGAAUUUCCAUUUAUGAGUAUUAUGUUCCUGCAGGCCUCAACAUUCAGCAUGCUUCCACUCUUCCUGAAAGAUGGCCUGCUGGUGCCCUACGCUGUGACCUCAGUGGGGUAUCUCUUCCUCACCGUCUACCUAUUGUCUCCCCUGGAUGACCGCUCAGAGGGCGAGCUGAAAUUUGGGACCUGUGGCAAGCUGUUUUUCUUUUUACCCAAAAUGCACCUGGCUUGUAUGAUGAGAUGGAAGUUCUACAUCAGCAAUGCUCUUAUGGCUGUGUUGAGCAUCCUGAGUGUAGUUUUGGACCCACCGCCACAUCUACCAGACUUGUUUCCUGUCCUCGUGUCAACGGCCGCCUUCCUGCACUUCCUGGGAGCAUUUCUACAUUUUAAUAUUGUCCAGUUCAGUGAGCUGCCCGCCAACAAGAGCCAAAAGAAAAAUGACUAAGCUUGUUUUUAUUACUCCAGGAAACUCAGUGUUACACUAGGGGGGUAAAUUGGUUCUGUACAUUUAUACUGCAUAUGAGGCUUGUAGGACAGUGUCUAAUAGAAAAGUAAAACAGGUUCUCAUUGAAAGCAUCUGUAUUUAUAACAGCAGAUCGAGGAAAGUUGUGAGAUCAAAUGAAAGGAAAGAGUAGUGGUAGUUUUUCUGUUUGGACCAACAAAGCAGGUGAAAUAUUUUUGAUACAAUUUUUUUCAUCACCCUAUCAUUUCUGACUUAUAAUAAAGAUUUAUACAGGCAGGUAUUCUGGAGCCUAGAUAUGAGACUUUCAGUGCCAUGUCAAUAAGAACUUGUAGUAAUUAUUUUUGGAAACAGAAAAGGUGUUGACUUAAUUAUACUGUUACUAUUCAUUGGCUCUGUAGGGAUUGUGAUAAAUGCACAUUGACCCAGUUGACCAGUUUUGUAUUCAUGCAAACUUUUCUUUGUUUUCUAUUGUGCAUUUCUUUGCAUCAUUAAAGUUAUUUUGUACAAACUUA
Molecule: messenger RNA, 2158 nt
Organism: Girardinichthys multiradiatus
Lineage: Eukaryota; Metazoa; Chordata; Actinopteri; Cyprinodontiformes; Goodeidae
Gene: alg6
Product: ALG6 alpha-1,3-glucosyltransferase
Exons: 14
Coding region: 111-1628 (505 amino acids)
Biological process (GO): protein N-linked glycosylation
Cellular component (GO): endoplasmic reticulum membrane
Molecular function (GO): dolichyl pyrophosphate Man9GlcNAc2 alpha-1,3-glucosyltransferase activity
Source: RefSeq, a predicted model, not a curated record